Molecule: messenger RNA, 2006 nt
Organism: Poeciliopsis prolifica (blackstripe livebearer)
Lineage: Eukaryota; Metazoa; Chordata; Actinopteri; Cyprinodontiformes; Poeciliidae
Exons: 10
Coding region: 228-2006 (592 amino acids)
Biological process (GO): positive regulation of T cell proliferation; immune response; negative regulation of T cell proliferation
Cellular component (GO): external side of plasma membrane
Source: RefSeq, a predicted model, not a curated record
GCUCCUGACCUUUAACCUCCUCACAGCUCCAUGGCUGAAUGAGGAAACUGAAGGUCCCGCCUUUCCUCGGAACUGGAUCAGAACCGGUUCAGCAGCGUCUGAAUCAGCCAAUCAGCAGUGGAGUUUCUUCCUGCGUGUCUCUGCUGGUUCCAGUAGAAACGGUGAUCUGGUGUCAGAGGUGAUCCGCUGCUGGGAUCCGAUGGACGACUCUCUGUUCUGAGAGGAAGAUGAUGAUGAUGAUGAUGAUGAUCCUCCUGCUCGUUUCCCAGCAUGCACUGGGAGGAGUGGUGGAGGUCAAUGAGGGGGCGGAGUCUGUCCUGCUGCCCUGCAUCUACUCUGGUCAAAUACCUGAAGACAAUCCGUUACUCAUCUGGACUCGCAGUGACCUCAGUCCGAACUCCGUCCACCUGCAGAGAGAAAACGGCGACGAUCUUCAGAACCAGAACCAGCGUUUCAGGAACCGGACCUCCAUGAAUCCUGACGCUCUGGACACUGGAAACUUCAGCCUGACUCUGAGGAAACCUGAGCAGAUUGAUGGAGGAAACUACAGCUGCAGCAUCUCUAAUGGAAGAGAAGAACGGAACCUGAAACAGAUUCACCUGAAGGUCAAAGCUGAUCAGCAGGAGGUCGAGGUCACUGAGGGGUCAGAUUCUGUCGUCCUGCCCUGCACAACAUCGUCCCGCCUUCCUGAGGACACAGUAGUGGAGUGGACCCGCUCAGAACCAGAAUUUAUGAUGGUUCACUCAAGCAGCAACCAGAGAAACCAGGACGGAUUUUACCGCGACCGAACAGAGAUGGACCAAGAUUUCCUGAGGACCGGAGACGUCGGCCUGACCCUGAGGAAUCCCACACACAGAGACGCUGGACGCUACGUCUGCACCGUCUACAGAGACCAGGACGUCCUGAGACACACGCUGGUUCUGAAAUAUGUACAGAAAGAACCCUUUCCAUCCUGGGCCACAGCUCUGCUGGUUCUGGUUCUCAUCGUCUCUGCAGGAUUUUUAUAUCAUUUUAAAGGUUAUUUCCUGCCAGCUCCACAGGUGAAGGUGGAUCUAGGGGUUAAAUCUGUCGUGCUGCCCUGCAGAACCAACAUUUACCUGCCAGGAGGCGCCAGAGUGGAGUGGAGAGACGGAGAGAACAAGACGGUCCAUGUGUAUCCGAGCGGUUCUGAUGAUCCUGAAGAACAGAACCUGACCAGCAGAACCAGGAUGGGUGACGACCCACUGAAGACUAAAGACCUCAGUCUGACUCUGUACCGCCCCUCAAUGGCAGACAGCGGGAUCUACACCUGCAGAGUCUCCAUCAGGAAACAAGUCACCCUGAUGAUGAAACGGGUUCAUCUCCAGGUCAAAGGAGAAGCCAAAACCCUGGAGCGUGUGCGUCAGAGCUACCAUUGGUUUGGCGUGGGUGGAGAUGUUCACCUGUUUGUCAAGAGAUGCCCACAUUGUAGUGCAUGCAAGGUCACAGGUCCAGCAAAGAGAGCAAAACUGCAAAGCUACCAAAAUGUCUGCAAGCUCCUGCAAAUCACUAAGACCAGAACUACCCUUACCACCCCUCCUCCAAUGGACAAGGAAGUCCACCAACCACAAGACAUCCAGUCUGGCACUGCAAAACUCAAGGUUGAUGCACUACAAGCUGGAGAUUUCCUCUACAACCUGGAAGAAAGCUUAAAAGAAGCACAAUACCUGGCAAGAGUCCGUCUUCGUGCUGCACAAGAGCGGCAGAAAAGGGUGCAUGACCUCCGGGCCAAAGAACACUUCUACAGUUCUGGGUUUUACGCCAAAGAAACAGGCUGCUGCAAAAUUGCCAAGACCAAGAAUUCCAACCAAAAGAAGAGGAUGUCCCCCUGGUUCCUCUGCUACCGCUGUCAGAUGAUCAGGGUGAAGACCUCCAUCCCAAGGACCCAGGAUGCCAUCCAGAUGGACGACUGGGGAUUCACACGCUUGGAUAUGGCGCUCACCGCUCGCUGCCCGGACAUCGCUGAACGCUGUCCGUGCCAGAGCUAG